Plodia interpunctella (Indianmeal moth) is the source of this 1865-nucleotide messenger RNA. RefSeq names its product mrityu (gene mri). Gene Ontology annotation, biological process: positive regulation of phosphorylation. Gene Ontology annotation, cellular component: cytoplasm. Gene Ontology annotation, molecular function: protein binding. The transcript is spliced from 6 exons. The coding region runs from base 196 to 1392 and encodes 398 amino acids. Lineage: Eukaryota; Metazoa; Arthropoda; Insecta; Lepidoptera; Pyralidae. The record is from RefSeq and is a predicted model, not a curated record.
GCUGUCAGUUGUCAGCUCAGCUGACGUCCAUCCAUUCCAUAUAACUUCACAACAAAAAGAAAUUUGUGUUUCGUGAUUCGUGGCGUGACUAUCAGAAAAAUCAAAACGGAAUCGAAGACGAAAAACGUGCGGGAGUGCCGAAGAGAGGGCAGCGUGGACCGUGAUGUGACCGCUCGCGGGGACGAGCGCGAUCCUAUGUCCGACUUGAACCUGGAGGGCCAGCAGGCCAUGACUGAACGAGGCAGAUUCUUCUAUCCAGACAGCAGCAGCGACACCGAGGAGUACAGGAGAGACGCGGAGGAGCGCAGGAAAAGGUUAUCUAAGCGAAAUUUGCCUUCAGUCCGCUGUCGCGCGCCAUUGAUGCCUCCCAAGAUGCAGAGUCCUAACACCGCGUGUCCCUCGACUUCGGGCGCCCAGGAGAAGUCGGGCAAGCCUGCGCAGCUGUGCGAGGAGCGCAUCACGCUCGUGGUGGACAACACGCGCUUCGUGGUGGACCCCGCUCAGUUCACGGCUCAUCCUAACACUAUGCUCGGGAGGAUGUUUAGCUCUGGCUUGGAGUUCACUCACCCGAACGAGCGCGGCGAGUACGAGGUGGCGGAAGGCAUAUCCGCGACAGUGUUCCGCGCGAUCCUGGAGUACUACCGCGGGGGCACCAUCCGCUGCCCGCCCACCGUCUCCGUGCAGGAGCUGCGCGAGGCCUGCGACUACCUCUUGGUGCCCUUCGACGCGGACACUGUCAGGUGCCAGAACCUGCGCGGUCUGCUGCACGAGCUGUCGAACGAGGGCGCGCGGAGACAGUUUGAGGCGUUCUUAGAGAAGCUCAUCCUACCGCUCAUGGUGCGGUCGGCGCAGCGCGGCGACCGCGAGUGCCACGUGGUGGUGCUGCUGGACGAGGACGCCGUGGACUGGGACGCGCAGUACCCGCCGCAGAUGGGCGACGAGUACAGCCAGACCGUGCUCUCCACGCCGCUCUACCGGUUCUUCAAGUACAUCGAGAACAGAGACGUGGCGAAGCAAGUGAUGAAGGAGCGCGGGCUGAAGAAGAUCCGGCUGGGGGUGGAGGGCUACCCCACCUACAAGGAGAAGGUGCGCAAGCGACCCGGCGGCCGCGCGGAGGUCAUAUACAACUACGUCCAACGUCCCUUCAUUCACAUGUCGUGGGAGAAAGAGGAGGCUAAAAGUCGCCACGUGGACUUCCAAUGCUUCAAGUCUAAAUCCGUGACGAACUUAGCGGAGGCGACGGCCGACCCGGCGAUAGAGCGGGUGGAGGGCGGCGAGCGGGGCGUGGAGCGGGGCGGGGACAGGGGCGGGGAGCGGGGAGGGGAGCGGGGCGGGGAGGCGGCGGACGAGCCCGAGCACGCGGAGCCGGCGCCGGACGAGGAGCCGCAGUGACUCGCGCCCGCCAGGUGGAUCCUGAUGACGUUCUGUUUGUGAUUCCUUUGGUGGGGAUGGUGGGGGACUGUUUAGCAUCGAUUUUUACGAGUUGGAAGCUGAACGAAGUUAACUUUUUAUACAGAAGUGAACAGUUGUAUCAAUUUAUCUCUCGACCUGAGCCAUGUUAGUGAUACAGAAAAUAAUAAACCGAUUAUGAUGAGCAAAUAUCUACAAAAUGUAAUUUGUAAGUAAUGAAUAAUAUUUCUUAACACUUGAUAUUUUUAUAGUUGUAAACCGCACUCACCUCGUGGUAUUUUUGUUACUGAUCUACUCCGUGGCCGUACUACCGCGCUUGCGCAAACACCUUGAAAUAUUUAUUUUAGCACGUUUGGUUCGCACGGAUUGCCGCGUACCUAUUCGCUCAUCAAAAGAUAUUCAUUGCAAGCGAAAGAGGUCGAGCGAAUCGCUCAAAGGUUGGGGCAAAAAUAUUU